AUGGAUGGGGUCUAUGAGACUAGGAUGGCUGGUGAAACAAUUGAGCUAAUUGUUAUUGAUAUAGUUUUGCGCCGCCCACUACCAAAGGCAAAGAAGCCUGCGCUUAGGCGUGCAGAAGCAAGGGAGAAGUUGAAUGAAGUCACCGAGGUUGUCAGUCUUGCUGGAUCCUCAUCAUCGCAACAUCGUGAUGGCGCGGACGACGACAAUGAGGGAGCUCUCGGGGUAGUAGAGACACGUUCGGUGCUCGAACGAGAAUGCGCGAUAUGUCUCUCAACCCUCCAUGCCCCCGCCCCUCCCGAGCCCGCCAAACUCUCCCCAGAAACACCCAUAACCGACGCCGCGGCCCUACCCGCCUCGCUCCCCCAAUCCACAGACCCCUCAACCUCACCCUCAUCCUCCGAUGCCGCCGACCAAACACCCACCACCACCCCCGACUCCGAGACCAUCCUCAAGCUCCUCGUCUGCGGCCACGAAUUCCACGCCGACUGCCUCGUCUCCUGGUUCGUCCUCCGCAAGACCAGCUGUCCGAUCUGCCGCUCCAUGUACAUGAGCAAAGAAGCGCUCGAUCAGCACGACGAGGAAGAGAGGAUAGCGCUAGGCGGCGAUGCGACGCCUGCGGCGUUGGAAGCGGGGACUGCGAAUCAGACACCGGCACCGCUGCCUAUGAGUAAUUGGCAGUACUUCUUGCAUGGGAGUGGGAUCAGGAGACAGCAGGCUGUUGAGGCGAGGACGAAUGCUCAGGCUCAAGCGCAGGCUCAACCUGCAGUGGAGUUGCAGGAUCGUACGCCUCAGACGGGGGAGCAGAGUGAGGAUGCGAAUGAUGCUGCGGCUGCGGCUGCGGGUCCGGCGGAUACGGCCGUGCAGCAGUCAGAUCAGCCGUCUAGGUCAAGGUGGCAGAGACUUUUGAGGCGGUAA
Alternaria viburni is the source of this 915-nucleotide messenger RNA. RefSeq lists its product as uncharacterized. NCBI's taxonomy places the organism in Eukaryota, Fungi, Ascomycota, Dothideomycetes, Pleosporales, Pleosporaceae. The transcript has 3 exons. The coding region runs from base 1 to 915 and encodes 304 amino acids. The record is from RefSeq and is a predicted model, not a curated record.